This is a messenger RNA of Symphalangus syndactylus (siamang), 1048 nucleotides long. RefSeq names its product single-pass membrane protein with coiled-coil domains 4 (gene SMCO4). The record is from RefSeq and is a predicted model, not a curated record. Lineage: Eukaryota; Metazoa; Chordata; Mammalia; Primates; Hylobatidae.
CCCGGCGGCAGAGGGCGCCUGGCGCUGCGGUCCGGCGCGCCAGAGCCGCCCGCGCGGGCGCCGAGAGGAGAAGCGAGGCGGGGAGCGCAAGCGGCGGCGGCCACUGCCACGUAUUCCCGGCAGUGGUGGCGGCGGCGGCGGCGGCGCCCGCGGGCAGGAAUAACUCAAGUCACCUGUACUGGAAAUCAGUUUGCUGAAAUUAUUCAAUCAACGAUUCUUGAAGUUGAAGAAAAGUUGUUCUCUCUACAGGAGGUUCCAGACUUGACAAGAGGAGUGUGGCCUUUCCUGGAAUCCCUGUGGACACACCCUCCUAGCAUCCUCCAGGGAAAGAUGCGGCAGCUCAAAGGGAAGCCCAAGAAGGAGACCUCCAAGGACAAGAAGGAGCGGAAGCAAGCCAUGCAGGAGGCCCGGCAGCAGAUCACCACAGUGGUGCUGCCCACGCUGGCCGUGGUUGUGCUCUUGAUCGUGGUGUUUGUGUACGUGGCCACGCGCCCCACCAUCACUGAGUGAGCCCUGCAGCCAGCCGCGGACCCCAUCGGCUAGGAGAAGAGGCACGGGAGGGGGAUGCAAACAAAAAAUGGCUUUCAUAUUCAGAGAUGUUCAUGUUGCUGAGCUGUAAGCAGGAGCACCCUGUCUUCUCUGCUCUUUGACUUGAUUAAAGUAUCUCUGCUUUCUUGGGAGGGAAUAGGGGAUGUUUUAUCAGUGAAUGUGCCAUACACCUUAUGGUCCACUUCAUGUGCCUUUCAGACUUCAAAGCACGCGCGCGCGUGCGCGUGUGUGUGUGUGUGUGUGUGUGUGUGCGCGCGCUUCUUUUUCUCUCCUAAGAAUCGAUAAGUAGCUCCACCUGAAGAGGGGCGGAACCUCUGGGUCAGGAAGCAGCUGGAAUCCACACUCACCUCAUUCCCAUUGUUUGGAUCAUGCCUCUUUCCAACACGUGUUCACAAUCUCCAAAGGGACUGUAUUUCUUCUCUGUGCUUAAUGUGAUUUGAAAUAUGUUGAAUCAAAGUGAAAUAUUUAUUUUUUGAAUAAAGGAGAUAAUAGCCUUAAA